AGCCAACAUCUUAGCCGCCAUCUUGUAGGGGUGUCUCAACGGUAAACAUAGGGAGGAGGAGAAGGGGCCGACUUGGUGUCGAAACAUGGACGAGUCAAUGAUGGAAACUUACAAGGAAAUUGCACACCGAUGGACAGAUGAUGAAACACGAACAUUUAUUCACUUGCGGGCUCUGAAUGAUCAUCUUUUUACAGGCAAGAGGAACGCUGCCAAACACGGAUGGGAAACUGUAUUGAUACAACUAGGUCUGCAGGAUAAAGUCUCGAUCACACAAGCAGGGAAAAAGUGGGAAAAUAUGAAGAAAAAAUAUAAGGAAAUGAAAAAUCUGGCCACAGUUUCUGGGACAGAAUCCUUAGAAACCACAGCUGCAAUGUGGCGGUGGUACUUCGAAAUGGACGAUGCGUUUGGGAGUAAAGAUUCGAUUAGCCCAUCAGUCCUGUAUGCAUCCUCCAGCAUGGAUCAGCCAAGUGCAAGCCCCUUGUCUCCAGCCAGCAUGUCCUCUGCUUGUCUCAAUUCCAGCGGGACACCGGAGAGGUGUACCAGCACUGAAAUCCUAGACUUGUUAAAAGAACACGUUACAAAAGAGGAGCACUGUAGCCAUGCUGAGAACGGAUCAGAGGCUGUUGUUACUCCACAAGACUAUGCACAUUGCAGUCAACUUGAGUUGAAAAACAUUGAGGAAUCAAUCGCGGGCACCGUCAAGGAAGCUGCACACAAAUGGACUGAUGGUGAAACCAGAAUAUUUAUCCACUUGCGAGUUCAGAAUGAUCAUCUUUUUACAGGCAAGAAGAAUGCUGCCAAACACGGAUGGGAAACUAUAUUGAAAGAGCUUGGGCUGCUGGACAAAGUCUCAUUUGCACAGGCAGCUAAAAAGUGGGAAAAUCUGAAGAAAAGAUAUAAGGAAUUGAGCAACACGACUAUAGGUUUUGAGUCAGAAUCCAAGCAAAACACAGCAGCUACAUGGCGCUGGUACUUUGACAUGGAUGAAGCAUUCGGGAAUAAAACUUUAAUCUCCCCACCAGUCCUGAUAGCUUCAUCCACUAUGGAGCAGCCGACUCCCCCGUCUCCCAGCAGCGCUGCCUCCUCUUCCUCAGCUUGUCACAGCUCCAGCCCCGAACUUCCCAGGCGGACGCCAAAGAAGAGGAGGAGAUCCAGCAACGAAAUCCUGGACUUUUUGAAAGAGCAAGCGGAAAAAGAAGACAAGCGGGAGGCAGAGGCACAGAAACGUGUUGAUCGGUUCUUGGAACUGUUUACAAAAUUAAUAGAUAAGAUGUAAUAGCCAUUAAUAUGACUAGGAAGCUGAGGGGAGUACAGAAACAGUCACAGCAACGGUAAUGCACCUGACAUGUGCCCUUUAAAUACUCCACAGCGUUCCCUAUACUAAACACUGGCUCAGUAAAUCGUGUAAUAUACAACCUGUUGGUGAUUUUUUUUUUUUUUUUUUUUUUAAUAAGCCGUUGAGAUUCAUUAAGAAUGGACCAUUUUGCUCUACAGGAAUAUUAUGGAGGCUCCUGUACGUGUGUAUAUGUGACACUAUCUAAAGAACUGCUUAUACAAUAAUGAUAAAACUUGGCACUACAAGUUCUUAAAACGUCUGUCUGUUUGUCCAUGCUUGUGUUACACUUUUUAGCCGUAUCUUGAGGUACAAAUGUAUGAACAUUCCUUGGCACAAUCAGAAGCUACAUUUGCACAAGUUUGGGCCUUGAUUUGGAUAAUGAAGACAUGCAUUUUAGGAACUGCAUGGCCAUUUGUCAUUGUUUUGAAUAUCUUAAAGCUAUGUCCAGGAAUAUGUUCAAGUGUUUGUUUCAUUUUCAUUUGUGUAUAUUUGAAAAAUUACUGUAUUUAAAGUCAACUUUGUAAAUCUUUGUUUUUGUUCAUGUUUUUACACAGCCAACUAAAACAGUUUAUUUUUUGUAUUUUGAGAAUUCUGUAAUUUAUUUAUAACAAGUAUCUGUUGUUAUGGACAAAAUAACAUUGAGAACAAACAAG
Messenger RNA from Acipenser ruthenus (sterlet), 1989 nucleotides. RefSeq lists its product as uncharacterized. The transcript has 7 exons. NCBI's taxonomy places the organism in Eukaryota, Metazoa, Chordata, Actinopteri, Acipenseriformes, Acipenseridae. Bases 86 to 1276 code for a protein of 396 amino acids. The record is from RefSeq and is a predicted model, not a curated record.